Molecule: messenger RNA, 1566 nt
Organism: Zophobas morio
Lineage: Eukaryota; Metazoa; Arthropoda; Insecta; Coleoptera; Tenebrionidae
Product: STAGA complex 65 subunit gamma-like
Exons: 8
Coding region: 291-1313 (340 amino acids)
Cellular component (GO): SAGA complex
Molecular function (GO): transcription coactivator activity; protein heterodimerization activity
Source: RefSeq, a predicted model, not a curated record
GACAACAAUCGUCCGGUAGUUUCAGAGAUUAUCUGUCUGAAAAAAUCGACACAGACGGACGAAAACUGGAUAUUAUUUUUUCGUAUUGUAGUGGUAUUGACUAAUGACACAUCGCGAAAACAUGAAAGUAACCAGUCGCUUGAUGGACUUAUUACUUCCUUAGCUUAGGCACGGAAAGUAAAAAACCUCAGUAAAAUUCCACGAAAAUCAGAUAGCCGUGGUGACAACCAGGUAGCUAGAAAACAUAAAACAUGACUUUGAGGUUAGCGGCUAUUUAAUAGGAAUAUAUAAUGGAAACCAAACACUGGGAGGAUCAAUUCAAGAUUCAAAAAGAAGUUGAACACAUUCCAGACGUAACAGUUGAUAUAGAACUGUCCAUGAAUAAAUUAUUUCUCAAUGAACUGGUAGAAGACGAUGACGAUUCACUAAGAACACAGAAUAUUGUAGUGCCUCCUUUGAAUCCACUCACACUAUAUGCAAUCGCACUACAUAAACAUGCCAACAGUAUUUCAGAAAUGAUUACAUUAACUGAACACAACAAGAAUGCUGAAAAAGUCGUAUUAGAAAUGCCACAGUUCCACAAUCCAGCCGCUCAUAACACAAUGGCAAAUUUAAAUUUUUCUUCUCAAGAUUUUGAAAAUUUUAGCAAGGCAGAUGAAGUAGCGUUAUGUGAAUUGAGCAAAACCGUUGUACGCCAAAUUUUAACAAAAUCCAUUGCUACACUUUUUGCGCAUCUUGGAUAUGAAACUUGUCAACAAAGUGCACUUUAUGUGCUGAUCGAUGUAUUGCAAGAGUUUUUCAAAAAGGUCUGUCAACAUUUGAAUACGGCAACAAAAGAAGCUCAGGAUGCGUCAGAAUUUCCAAGUAUAAUCGAGAAAGUGCUAAUUGAAAUUGGCAUUGGUGGGGUCAAAGGUUUGAAUGAUUAUUAUCAGGCACGUGUUGUAAAAUAUGUAAAUGUUCUCGAAGACAGAUGCAAAGAUUUAACUGAAGAGUACCAGACACUACUAAUACCAAAGUCUCCAUCACCUGUAGAUAAAUUUAGCAAGGUGGUUAGAGUUAAGGUUGAAGAAGAAGACAUAAUUGAAGCGGAAAAUACAGAGGUACACUUUUCUACAAUAGAUGGAGACGUCAAUUUUUCAAUUCUUGAAACAGGGUAUCAGCUACUUAACAGUCUUGAAGCUGAAGCAAACUUACAUAGUAUGACAGAUGGCGUGGAAGAUAUUAGUGUAACUGCAUCUCCAGGAAUCGUACCAAUGACAGCCGACGAUUCAUGCAAUCUUUCGCCACAUAACAAGAAAAAGAAACUUAAAUAAAAAUCGACAUGUACCUGCAAUGGUUUUUUACCUGUGUACCUACUAAAUACAACAGUUAAUUUGUGCGUACUCAGUUUGCAAUUAUUUUAAAAAAAAGCGUACGACGGAGACGUAAUAAGUGAUCAGCUAUCUUAUAUAUGUUGUGUAGGUAGAAUAUUACUUCCAUGAAAGAUCCCUAAUGAAAAGUGUAAUUUAUUAUAUGUAUUUGAGUGCCUUAAAAAUUAAUGAAAAGAGUGGCGACACUGACAUGUCA